This is a messenger RNA of Ctenopharyngodon idella (grass carp), 4624 nucleotides long. RefSeq names its product LMBR1 domain containing 2a (gene lmbrd2a). The transcript has 18 exons. NCBI's taxonomy places the organism in Eukaryota, Metazoa, Chordata, Actinopteri, Cypriniformes, Xenocyprididae. Gene Ontology annotation, biological process: adrenergic receptor signaling pathway. The record is from RefSeq and is a predicted model, not a curated record. Bases 240 to 2312 code for a protein of 690 amino acids. Gene Ontology annotation, cellular component: membrane.
UGCAUCACGCGAACAGGAAGCGCAUCACUGCUCAGUUACGUGUCACGUCAAGAGGUUCUGUACACAAAUAUCACGGACAGCUUAAUUUCUAUCACGAGAUGUGAUCAUUCACUCACAACGGACCUAAGCUCUUUCUUCAGAUAUCGUCCUGACAGUCUGUUAAACUCUGCUUGUGUCAAUGGCCUGUCUUGUGCCAGUUUGACGGGUUACAUGUGAGAGAGAGAGAGAGAGCAGUCAGGAUGAGUGGCGUGGCGCUCGCGCUGGAGGUGGUGGUGGUGUUCUUCCUCGCACUCUUCCUGUUGCACCGCUAUGGAGACUUUCGCAAGCAGCAUCGGAUGGUCCUGUUCGCCACCCUCCUUGCCUGGUUCCUGUGCUUCCUCAUCGUCUUCAUCCUCCCGCUGGACGUCAGCACGACCAUAUAUAACCAGUGUGAGAUUGAUAAUCGGGUCCACCUUGUGGCGAGCAACACUUUUAUCCGUGAUAAUUCCUCCAACACUUCGGUAUUUCCAACACAAAGGGUCUCAAAGUCUUGCCAUAAGCCUUGGAGUUACAUCCCAGAUGGAAUUCUUCCCGUGUUUUGGAGGGUGGUGUACUGGACGUCACAGUUCCUGACAUGGCUCUUGAUUCCAUUUAUGCAGUCGUAUGCACGCUCAGGAGGAUUCUCCAUCUCAGGGAAAAUAAAAACAGCCCUGAUAGAAAACGCCAUUUACUAUGGAACAUACCUGCUUAUCUUCUGCUCCCUGCUCAUCUACGUUGCCGUCACACCGAAGUGGCACCUCUCCUGGUCUGACUUGCGAACAAUUGGCAUUACCGCCGCCAACACCUGGGGGCUGUUCCUGCUGGUGUUGUUGCUCGGAUACGGCCUGGUAGAAAUCCCACGCUCCUAUUGGAGGGCAUCGUGCCACGGGCAGCUGCUGGCAAAGACGUACUUUAAAGCAGCAAAACUGAUGACGGAAAAAGCAGAUGCCGAAGAAAACCUGGAAGAUGUUAUGGAGGAUGUCAGAACAGUUAACGAAACAAUCAAAUACAAUCAUCCUCUACGCAAAUGCAUUGACACUAUUCUGAGAAAGUGUCCUGUAGAAUACCAGGAAAAGAUGGGCAGAAACAUGGAUGAUUAUGAGGACUUUGAUGACAAAGGAAACCCUUAUCCUAGUAAAAAGAGUUUAGUCAAACUACAUAAACAGGUGAUCUAUGCUGUUCAGAGGCAUAACCGCACACAAGUUCAGUGGCAGAUUCUAUUGGACGAGGCUUUUCACUUAGAGGAUGUGGCCAAAAAUGAGACAAGCUCCACCCACCAGUUCAUUCACAGCUUCCCCUCUGCAGAACCGCCUGGAUGGAUCAGCAAGUACCUGUACACGCCCACUGUGGAGUGGUACUGGGAGUGUGUUUUCCGGCGCUGGUGUUAUCGCGUGCUGGCUGUGCUUUUAUGCAUGUUCUCUGCGGCAGUGGUCUGGUCUGAAUGCACCUUCUUCAGCACACAGCCCGUUCUGUCUCUCUUCGCUGUCUUCAUCCAGCUCGCAGAGAGAGACUACAACUAUGUUUACAUAGAGAUGGCGUGUUUUGUCACCAUAUUCUUCUUGUGUUACUGCGUGUACUCCACUGUGUUCCGGAUCCGAGUCUUUAACUACUAUUACCUGGCCCCUCACCACCAGACGGACGCCUACAGCCUGCAGUUCAGCGGCAUGUUGUUUUGUCGUUUGACGCCUCCGCUGUGUCUGAACUUUCUGGGUGUGAUUCACAUGGAUUCCACCAUCUCCCAUCAGCAGAGAGAGCAGACAGCGUACAAUUCAAUAAUGGGAUCCAUGCAGGUCCUGUCUUUCAUCGCUAAUGGAUUUUAUAUUUAUUAUCCUAUGCUCAUCGUUCUGCUCUGCAUUGCAACUUACUUCAGUCUGGGCACACGCUGUCUGAAUUUGCUGGGCUUCCAGCAGUUUAUGGGUGAGAAUGAUCUGACCUCUGACCUGGUGGAUGAGGGGAAAGAACUCAUUCGGAGAGAAAGAAGAAAACGGCAGAGAACAGAGGAUGGAGAGAACAGACGGAGAGAUUGGAGGGAACGCUACAGUGAACAGAGGGAAAGAUAUGGCGGGAGGAACAGAAGUGUGUACUCAGAGCUGAAGGAGACGGACGGCUCCAGCACAGACUCUGGCAGAGCUCAGUCUCGUAGAGAUCGAAACGACAAGGUCGAAUUACUACAAGACGUUGAACCGUUGGACUUCACUGGAGAAGAACCGCUGGAAACAGAUAACAGGAGGUACGCUGGAGGACAUUACCUCUCGACCUCUGCAUCUCGUAGCCGCAUCUUUGAUGAUGUAUGAGAACAAGGAAAACAAUAAAGGGAAACUGUUUGCACUUUUUAAUCUACACACUCUUCCUGAAGUGUCCAGUGAGGGACUGCAGCUUUAACACUUCUGUGUGUCUCUUUGUAUGCGUUUUCUGUGUGUGUGUGUGUGUGUGUGUGUGUGUGUGUUGCUGUUACAUCCCAUUGUCCCUUUACUUCCAGAUGAAGCCAAAAUAGCAACAAACUGUAAUGCACUGAAGGUACAGCAUCUUCACAGCAGUGACGGUUGCUUUUCAUGCAGAGGAACAUUUAAUAUGUGGCUGAAAAGGGAAGAAAAAGUCUCACGUUUGUUCUCUAUAGAAUCUUAGUUUGAAGUUUAAAGAUUCAGUUUUGACCUCUGACCUUUCACCAUCAGGAUGAGAACUUGUUUGACCAGUAAAUGACCUACAGGCAGAGAUGGGCACAAAUACAUCAAAAAGUAUUUAGUUACAAAUUAUAAAUACUUAUUCAUCAAAUGUAUUUAAAUAAAAUACAAAAUACUGCUGUGAAAAAAUUUAUUUAAUUAAAGUAAUUUGUAAUUUGAAAAUACAAAAAUACAAACAAAAUUUACAUGCAAUCAUUUGAAGUGAGAGAUUAACAGUUGAGUUAGAUACACGUAAGAGAGAGUUGCUCUCAGUUGUUAUGUAUAGCCAAAGCAUUCAAAAAGCACUAACAACUAUUUAACAGUAGAAUUAAAGUAAGAAAUUCACCCGCGGAUAUAACUGCGAUCCGCGCAUCACUAGACAGCGCACGUUAUGCUUUAGCUAGCAAGUCAAUUCAUAAGUUCUAGCCAUUUGCGUUAAUCUUCUGUCCUAUAAUGACAUUUAGUGAAUAAUAUCUGAUAGUAUAUUUUACUAGAUACUUUACCUUAAAGCAGUUUGACUGAGCACAAAAGCAGCUUCUUUACCUGCUUCUGACCUUGCUAUGCAAAGUAAGACAGACGUCGGUCAUGAGCUCCGUAACUGAAACAGCAGCCGCCUUUUACGUUGCAUUCACGCAGGCCGUCGGCGCUAAUGCUUUUCUUUUACUUUGAAUAGGUGAUGUCAUGUGUUGCCGAACUGAAUUGUGGGUCGCUUGACUCACGUUGCUCGCGGCUGAAGUUGAAAAUUUCUUAACUUUUCAAGCGCCAACGCAGGCGUCAGCCAAUCAGAUUGCCUUAUGCAAAUACCCUAGCACAGACGCUUGCCAAUUGCAUUCAUGCAACACCGGAAAGUAAUGCGAUUGGCUGUUGUCACAAUGACGGUUGCGUCAGCACCAAGCUUCAGACACACCCUCCAUCAAGCAUUGACGCCAAUGCCCGUGUGAAUGCACUGUUAUAGUUCCUCCUGAACCAAAACAAUGAGCUUAUGCAGCGUUCAUGCCGUAACUACCCGUGACGUUGUACUUGGGGUGGUUCGUGACUGCGUUUCAAUGGCAACACUAUCAAUGCCGAAAUGAAUCUGCAGCAGUCAGGUGGUACAGGUCAGAGCUCUUUAAGUUGUUUAUGUUCAUUAUUAUUGUAAUGUUAUGUGCUUUGAGACGUAAGGUAGUUUAACACAGUCUCUCGUAAUGCUUUUUUCCCCUGUUGUAAGCAUUCAUGUGUUUUGGAGGAGGCGUGGCUUUGGAGACGCUCUGAAGGGAGGGUGGGAUUCUUAUGCUUUCAAAGCUAGCUCGCUAUUGCUAGCUUCUCCGAAAAUGACCUACCCUACCCUUAAACACGGUGAUGAAAGUUAUUGUAUGCAAGAAUAAAAUAAUAUAUUUGAAUGUAUUUUAAAUACAAAAUACUUUCUCUCAAAGUAUUUAAUUACAAAUUAAAUUAGAUUUUUUUCUUUUUUAAGGAAAAUACAAAUUACAAAAUACUCAAAAGUAAUUAAAUGCGCAUUUUAAAUACAUUUAAUUAAAAUACUGCCCAUCUCUGCCUGCAGGAAAUGCUUCUGUCUUUUGUUUGAGUAUUUUGUUUAAUAGUUCAUUAUUUAACAGAUCACACUUUAAAGUUACUGAUAAAAAAUAUGAAGAAAAUAUCUCAUUUUGGUUAUUCAGCUCAUGUUUUGUACUGUAAACUUCAAAUCUGUUUCAUCAAAGAGUGAAUGCAUAUAACAAGAAUGCUGUUUUACUUUUUCAAUUAUGUUCUAUUUAUUAUAAAUGUCUCUGAAUUAAUAUUAAAUAACUGCUCAGAGCUACUGACAUUUUGAAGGACAAUUUGUGCUUUUUCUUUUUUUGAUGUCACAAAUCUGUAUAGCAGCUAUGUUUUGAUUAUUUUCUUUCUUUUAUUUGUGUUCUUGUUUGUUUGCAUUUCAUCAAUACCUCAAAUAAAUAUUCCAGAGAUCUUAA